Schistocerca americana (American grasshopper) is the source of this 1317-nucleotide messenger RNA. RefSeq names its product venom protease-like. Bases 222 to 1280 code for a protein of 352 amino acids. Gene Ontology annotation, molecular function: serine-type endopeptidase activity. The transcript has 7 exons. Gene Ontology annotation, biological process: proteolysis. NCBI's taxonomy places the organism in Eukaryota, Metazoa, Arthropoda, Insecta, Orthoptera, Acrididae. The record is from RefSeq and is a predicted model, not a curated record.
UGUAACUGAGUGGUCUCACAUGGGGCCAUUAUACAAACAGCUUUCUGACUCUCCACAAGUGCCAGUGCUGUAUUGGCACCUUGACUUUCACCUUACUGGAGUGUGCUGAGCUGAAAGUGGUCUGAGCACAGUUAUGUGGUUGCUGUGGUCCUGUUAUCUCAGUUCCCCCACCCCUCCUCCUUCACUCCCAGGUGUGGAGUUUGCUGGCUGGUCCUCAGUUGAUGCUGAGGUCUCAGCCUGUCAUGAUGUACCUGUGGGCAGCUGCCAGCAUUAUCCUCUUGGUUGAUCACUGCUAUGGUGCAAAAUCAGAUGAUGUGGAACUGUAUCAGUCUCAGUGUCCUUCUGAUGAUGAGUAUGUGCAUUAUAGUUGUGUUGCCAGUGAUAAAUGCAGCACUCUCAGAGCACGUUCCAGCAUACAUUUCUGUGAUCGAGGUGAUGAGCGCCUAAUCUGCUGUCCUCUGCCUGCACAAAAAGCGAAUAAAUGUGGUCAGCCAUUAGCAAACAAACCUCCGUCUAGUCGUCUUGUAGCUGCUGUUAUAGGAGGCAUUUCAUUAAGGAGUGCUAUUUUGUCUCCAUGGAUGGUUGCAGUUGGGCAGCGAACUAGGAAUGGGUCAAUUGACUGGUAUUGUGGAGGAGCCCUCAUUCAGGAAGAUAGGGUACUUACAGCAGCACACUGUACUCUUAGAAGGAAACCAGAUGUCGUGCGUGUAGGAGAAUUGGAUUUUGCACGCAGUGACGACAGGGCUGCACCUCAAGAUGUAACCAUAUCAGCUGUGAAGGUACAUCCAUUUUAUCAACCACCAGAGCAUUAUCAUGACAUUGCUGUGCUGCAGCUUGCUAAUCCUGUGGAACCAAACCAGUAUAUCAGUACCAUUUGUCUUCCACAAUUAGGAGACAAUGAUGAUGAAUUAAGUGGAAAGACUGCAAUGCUUUAUGGUUGGGGACUCCUUGGAUUUGGUGGAGAAAGACCAGAUACACUUCAGGAAGCAAGCGUUAUAAUCUUUAACAAUUCAGUGUGUAAUGAACAAUAUUCGCGACCAUCAGUUCCAAAACAGAGAUAUCCUCAGGGAAUUAUUGACUCUCAGUUAUGUGCUGGUCAUGAAGAAGGUGGAAAAGAUGCCUGUCAGGGUGACUCUGGUGGUCCACUUGUCUUACAAAAUGGUGGUGUUUACACAGUGGUCGGAAUUGUCUCCUCUGGAGUUGGAUGUGGAUCCAAGUCAUUUCCUGGAAUUUAUACGAGAGUCUCAUCAUAUGUCACAUGGAUUCAAAAACAACUGUAAAUAUUCAGAUAGAAUAAAGCAAAAAGUCUUUCUUUUA